Molecule: messenger RNA, 2159 nt
Organism: Polyodon spathula (Mississippi paddlefish)
Lineage: Eukaryota; Metazoa; Chordata; Actinopteri; Acipenseriformes; Polyodontidae
Product: putative ubiquitin carboxyl-terminal hydrolase 50
Exons: 7
Coding region: 174-1325 (383 amino acids)
Biological process (GO): protein K48-linked deubiquitination; endosome organization; protein K63-linked deubiquitination
Cellular component (GO): extrinsic component of endosome membrane; cytosol; midbody
Molecular function (GO): cysteine-type deubiquitinase activity
Source: RefSeq, a predicted model, not a curated record
AAGCAUUCACUAGCGGUUAUUGAGCACAGCUUGUUUCAAAUUGUUAGAAAGGAAUACUGGUAUUAAAUGUAUUCUAUUCCUAGAACUCUUCUGAAUGUAAACCAUGACAUGUGUAAUGUUGAGUUCUGUUAUACAUGGUGUACUGGUGAGGGUUCUAAUAUUAUAAAAGAGAGAUGCCCUUAAGGAUAUAUAAAGGUUUCUUUUUCAAGCAGAAGAUCAUCACAGGACACAGUGAAGAAUGUAAAGCUUUAGAGAACAGCUGCUCUUUUGAAAGAGAUGUUUCCAGUACCAAACAGAGAAGGAGUCCUUACCCCAGACUUACGGGGCUGAUUAACUUGGGAAACUCCUGCUACAUGAAUGCUGUGCUGCAGUGUCUCUCCGGCACUGCAAGCCUAGUCGAAUACCUUUUAUCCAGAGUAAACCAGGUAGAUUUAGCCAGAUGCAGGUGUGACGCUGUCUGUGCGUUCAUUACCCUUCUGACAGAAAUGUGGACAGGUGAAUAUGAGCACAUAUCUCCUGUGGAAAUAAGGACUGUCAUUGGAUCUCUGCACCCCCAGUUUGCCAGCAACACUCAACAGGAUGCACAGGAGCUUCUGCUUUACCUGUUCAAUAGACUGCAUGAGGUUCUAAAAAAAACCACUGUCAGAAAGCAGCCUAGAGGAAGCCUGAAGAGGCAGGAAGCUGGCAAAUCCUUUGAUCACUCGAGCGAGACCUCCAUCAUCACUCAUCUUUUUGAAGGGCAGCUCUGCUACGUCACGCUGUGUCUCCAGUGUGACAAUCAAACACGCACCGAUGAGGUCUUUACCAUUCUGUCCUUGCCCAUUCCUCCUGGAGCCUGUAGAUGUUCUCUUCUGGACUGCCUUGAGCUUUUUUUUCAGCAAAACACUUUGACACGGAAUAACCAGAUUCUCUGCUCCAGCUGUAGGAUAAAGCGAGACACUGCUGUUUUGACCAGCAUUUCCAAAGCACCUGAAAUUCUCAUCUUGCAUUUAAAGAGAUUCGAAGUGGAAGGACUUAAGAAAAGGAAAUUGCGGACUGAUGUCAGCUUUUCAUUGGAAAAUCUAGAUCUGUCCCCUUAUUUAUCAUCAUCCCCAUCAAGUCAUUCGAGAUACUACCUUUACGCAGUAGUGAACCACAGUGGCGAUUUAGACAGUGGGCACUACACUGCCUACCGCAAGAACGCUGUGACCCAGCGCUGGCACAGGUUUGACGAUGAGAUCGUCUCCGACAUCCCCAGCUACUUGAUCCAAUCUCCAAAUGCCUACAUACUUUUCUACACUUGCCAGGAUUUCCGGAUGCCCUGUCUCAGACUGAGUACUUCUUAAUCAUGCGUAAAAAAAUAAAUGUACCUUCUCACCCACCCCAUAAAACAUGUGCACCAUCCCAUUCUACUCUUUGCAUUUUUUAGGAAUUGCACCCCCCCCCCAAAACAAAUGAUGUUUGCACCUAUUGUAAAAUUUAAUUGGUUAUUCUGUGAGUUCAAGCAUCUAAAUGGGAUUUAAAUGUUAAGCUUUUUUUGAAAACAUUUGCAACUGUUCUGGGGUAUCUUUGAAAGGAUGAUUUUUGUAUUUGUUGACCUGUAUUUGUGGAUUGGGCAGUGUGUCUUUUAUGAUACUGGAAAUGAUGUAUGAUGAAUGAUGUAUGGAAGAGAUCCUAUCCCUACACCUUCCUUUCCUGACUCCCAGUCACACAGGAACACUUACUAGGGGGGCCAGGAAAUCAGAAGGCGGAAAUGAGAUCAGUCAUCGGCUUCAUUUUCCUCUGCCUAGAAACACCGAGACUGGAAAUGCAGAUAAAAUACGCAAAUGCCACCGAGAAUAAUUAACAGCAUCCUAAACGAUAAGUGGCUCCAUGGAAUGGAAACCGUUCCAUUACGAAAGUAUAUUUAUAAGCAAAUUGUCAUAAUAUACACAAUAAUAAAGAGGGACAGGCUUCCUAAGCUUUUGCUUCAGUGUAAUAUUUGUCUUUAUAGUCAACUUUUUAUAACACAUUUUAUUUAUAGUAUGCACACGUAUUCUGCUUAUUCCCCAUUUAACAACUGAAUCUAAGAGGAGGGUUUAAUGUAUAAACACAGUAUAUUCCUACUUUUUGGUUAAUUUUAAGAUAAACAGCAAGGCCCAAGUUGGAAGAUAAAACUGACUUUUUAAUAACCCAAUGGC